AUGCAGCAACAACCUCCUUCGCAGCCCCGCGCCUAUUCGCAAGCCUACCUCCCAAAUGGCGCGGCACCCCAGCCUAGCGGCCCAGUCCCUGGUGCUCGUCCUCUUGAACCCAACCAAGGUCGCGUGCAACAAAUCGGCCACGCCCGCGUGCUCUGCAUUGCCGACGUGAGAGGUAACCUGCGGCAACUGAACGACCUCGCGCGCAACGCCAAAGCAGACUACAUCAUUCACACUGGUGACUUCGGCUUCUACGACGGCUCCUCGCUCGAUCGCAUCGCAGAGAAGACACUGAAACAUGUAGCCCAAUACUCGCCGCUCCUGCCUGAACCAGUCAAGGCCGACAUUGCACGCUCUGGCGGCGCGCAAGUCUCCAUAAAAGAGCGUUUCCAGCGAGAGAACCUGCCUCUGUCGGAACUUCCACAAUUCCUCAACAAGACCUUCCGACUCGAGGUCCCCGUCUUCACCGUGUGGGGAGCUUGCGAGGACGUAUCGGUCCUGGAAAAGCUGCGGUCACAAGAGUACAAGAUUGACAACCUGCACGUCAUUGAUGAAUCGCAUUCGCGGUUACUCGAUGUCGGCGGUGUGAAGCUACGCCUGCUUGGUCUCGGUGGCGCUGUGGUCAUGCACAAGCUCUUCGACAAUGGCGAGGGCCGGACAACCAUUGCUGGUGGCCAGGGUACUAUGUGGACCACUCUUCUGCAAAUGGGAGAGCUCAUCGAUACUGCCAACCGCGUCUAUGACACAACCGAGACUCGAGUACUCGUCACACACGCUUCACCAGCACGCGAAGGCCUGCUCAACCAGCUUUCUGUGACGCUCAAGGCAGAUUUCUCGAUAUCGGCAGGCCUGCACUUCCGAUACGGCAGCUCGUACAACGAAUUCUCCGUCAACCCAUCGCUGGAUCACUACCGGGGCAAGCUCUCUGCCUCCAAGGCGUCCUUUACUGACGUCUGGGAGACUGUCAAGCACGAGGUUGAGCCUGCCGUGGCCGAGAAUGAAGCCCAGAACAAGCUUCUGCAAUUUGCGCUCGAACUGGUGUCGAAGAUGCCGGCAGUAGCAAGCGGUGGCAAUCCUUUCGGCGGCGGGCCCAUGGCCGGCAACGUGGACGAGUCUGCAUUCAAGAACAUGUGGAACUUCAACUUGGCUGACGCAGCUUUCGGCUGGCUCGUUCUGGACAUUGAUCAGGGACGAAUUGGCACUGAAAUGCGCGCUCAAGGGUUCAACUUCUCGCACCGCUCGAGCAAGAACCAGCAGAGGCCACAAGGCGUCCCGUCUGCUCCAGCAAAUGCGUCAAUGGCCCCAACAGGCGGCAACCUGCCAACCCCAGGACAACAGCCACCUCCAUUGGCGCAGCAGCAGACCCGUCCUCCACAGCAGGGACCUCAGCAAGGUAACUUACCACAACAGCAGCGUGGUCCUGUGCCCCAGCAGCAAGGCACGCAGCCAAAGCCAGGCCAGCAGCCCCAGGCAGGUGGACCGGCAGGCCCAAAGCCCGCAACACCGCAAUCAACGCUCACCACGAACGGUACUACGACUGCUCCACCACCGCAGACGAACGGAACUGCCGCAGCUGAGACGCCCAAACCCGACACUCCUGUUCAAGACAAGCAGGCCAACGUGCACUCACCGCAGCAGCAGGAGCCGUCGAAGGGCAUUUUCAUCACGAACGCGCCAUUGAACACUACAGACGAGGUCAAGGAACAGCUCUUCACCCCUGAAGACGCCGAGAAGAUCCAGAGAGUGGAGAAGGCCAACGGUGGUCGAUGGUCCGUCCACUUCGCGACACCCGAGGUGAUGCAAGAAGUAUUGAAGCAUGGUCCCACCAAGGAGGCUUCCGAGAAGUUCAAGGGCGUGAGAUUCGUCCAGUACAGAUCUUCUCCUCGAGGCGGCUUUGGCGGUGCUGGAGGCUGGGGUACUGGCCGUGGUGGAACAAACCAGAGAGGUGGCCCAGAGGGCAGAGGAGGAUACCAGUCAGCCGGCGGAGCGACGACGGGCAGCGACAGCGAAUCUGGACGCGGUGGCCGAGGACGUGGUCGAGGAGGCUUCAGAGGUGACCGUGGCCGAGGACGCGGAGGACGCGGCGACAGAGGCGGUCGUGGUGACGGCGCUCCUGCCGCGCCGGCUGGAGGCGAUUCUUAG
Messenger RNA from Zasmidium cellare ATCC 36951, 2139 nucleotides. RefSeq lists its product as uncharacterized. Bases 1 to 2139 code for a protein of 712 amino acids. NCBI's taxonomy places the organism in Eukaryota, Fungi, Ascomycota, Dothideomycetes, Mycosphaerellales, Mycosphaerellaceae. The transcript has 3 exons. The record is from RefSeq and is a predicted model, not a curated record.